This is a messenger RNA of Anopheles marshallii, 1815 nucleotides long. RefSeq names its product sodium- and chloride-dependent GABA transporter 1-like. The coding region runs from base 1 to 1815 and encodes 604 amino acids. NCBI's taxonomy places the organism in Eukaryota, Metazoa, Arthropoda, Insecta, Diptera, Culicidae. The transcript is spliced from 7 exons. The record is from RefSeq and is a predicted model, not a curated record. Gene Ontology annotation, biological process: sodium ion transmembrane transport. Gene Ontology annotation, cellular component: membrane.
AUGACAGAGGGCACCGCGCCGACGGUUGAAUGUUUAGAUAACACACUGGACGGUCUGAACGAGCAGCAGGAGCAGCAAGAGCAGCAGCAGCAACAGCAAGAGCAACAAGAUCAGCAACACGCGGAGGCGGUGCAGGGAACGGUCGGUGUACGUAUCGAGGUAACGAGUGCGCCAUCGGCAGGUUCCGUCGAGCUAGUCGCUAUCGGUAAGGAGUGCGAGGAAUCGUCAAAGUCUCGGGACGACCAGCAGCAGCAACAACACCAACAGGCAGUCGCGAUGUCGCAAAGUACAAAGCAGGUGUCGAAAGCGGAAAAAGACCUCCCGGAGCGUGGAUCCUGGGGGUCCAAGUUGGACUUUAUCCUAUCGGUGGUCGGGUUGGCGAUCGGGUUGGGCAAUGUGUGGCGUUUCCCGUACCUGUGCUACAAGAAUGGCGGCGGUGCGUUCUUGAUCCCGUACUUUGUCACACUCUUCCUGGCCGGCAUACCGAUGUUCUUCAUGGAACUGGCACUCGGCCAGAUGUUGACGAUCGGUGGGCUGGGUGUGUUUAAGAUUGCGCCCAUUUUUAAAGGUAUCGGUUAUGCAGCGGCCGUGAUGUCCUGUUGGAUGAAUGUAUACUACAUCGUCAUCCUUGCGUGGGCCAUAUUUUACUUCUUCAUGUCGUUACGUGCAGAUGUACCUUGGCGAACGUGUGAUAAUGCGUGGAACUCGAUCAACUGUGUCAAUCCUUACGAUCGCAAGGACCUGCUGUGUUGGGAAACGCUCGGAGUGAACGGUACCCUCACCAAGAUUUGCUCACUAAACUCGAACAACGUGACCAUGACCGAUUUGGCCGAUCCGGUGAAAGAAUUCUGGGAACGCCGCACAUUGAUGAUCUCGAGCGGUAUAGAUCAGGUUGGAUCGAUCCGCUGGGAACUUGCUGGGACGCUUCUGCUGGUGUGGAUCUUGUGCUACUUCUGUAUCUGGAAGGGUGUCAAGUGGACUGGCAAGGUCGUGUACUUUACUGCCCUGUUUCCGUACUUCCUGCUUACCAUCCUGCUGAUCCGUGGCAUUACGCUACCAGGUGCCUUCGAAGGCAUCAAAUUCUACGUCAGCCCCAAUCUUUCGAAGCUUGCCGAAUCGGAGGUGUGGAUCGAUGCAGUCACGCAGAUCUUCUUCUCGUACGGUCUCGGUCUGGGAACGCUGGUUGCUCUCGGCAGUUAUAACAAAUUUAACAACAAUGUGUACAAAGAUGCCCUGAUUGUAUGUACCGUCAACUCGAGUACCAGUAUGUUUGCCGGCUUCGUGAUCUUCUCCGUCGUCGGUUUCAUGGCACACGAGCAGCAGCGUCCAGUGGCCGAAGUGGCCGCGUCCGGCCCAGGUCUUGCCUUCUUAGCCUAUCCAUCGGCCGUCCUACAGUUACCGGGUGCACCGCUCUGGUCGUGUUUGUUCUUCUUCAUGCUGUUACUGAUCGGUCUCGACUCGCAGUUCUGCACCAUGGAGGGCUUCAUUACGGCGGUAAUCGACGAGUGGCCUCAUCUGCUGCGCAAGCGUAAGGAAAUUUUCAUCGCGGUCGUGUGCAUGAUCAGCUAUCUCGUUGGUUUGACGUGUAUUACGGAGGGCGGUAUGUAUGUGUUCCAAAUUCUUGACUCGUACGCGGUCAGUGGCUUCUGUUUGCUGUUCCUGAUGUUCUUCGAGUGUGUCUCGAUCUCGUGGGCUUACGGGGUGGACCGUUUCUAUGACGGCAUCAAGGACAUGAUCGGCUACUAUCCGCUAUCGUGGUGGAAGUUCUGCUGGGUCGUCACUACUCCUGCCAUCUGUGUCGUAAGUAUUGGGUAG